UGUUCCAAAGCGAUCGUUCCGCAACGUACAAUGGGAUCUCUACAGCAGAAGAAAGUUGACGAAGAGGCUACAAACAAGUGCGACACGCGCUUCAUCAAUCCAGCCUUGGUUGUCUUCUUGUCUGUCGAAGCGGCGUAUGUGAUGCAAUGGCCUUACGACUGCAUCGUCUACACGAACCAGAGCUUCAACCGCAGACAAAUAGCGCUCAUAAUCGCCAUGCAACAAGUGGCCUCCGUUGUUGCCUUCAUGUUUCCUUGGCCUUGGUGUUCUCGAAGAUGUGUGAUCAUCGUCUGUCAGAUUAGUGCUGCUUUCAGCUGCGUUCUCAAGAUGAAUCAUAUGUUCCAGACAGCUGCUGUAAUUCAAGGGGUAGCUGUUGGAACCACCAUGGCCGUAACCGACCUGAAACAGUCUGUCCAGCGGGCAUCUCACUAUAUGAACCACGUGUCGAUGUUAUCCUGGACCCUAUCCAGCUUCCUAGUGGAAUUCCUCACUGUACCUAUCGAUACCGUAUACGUUGUGGCUGGGUAUAUCUUUCUGUGCACCGCCCUCGGUUCCCACUUCUUCCUUGGCGAUAAUGACGUCUUCGUCGGGCAACCCGAGGCCCUGUCCGAGCAGAUAGAAACGUGGAUGCGGUGUCUUUUGUGGCACCUCGAGAGCAAGAAGUUCUCCAUACUGUUCCUCGGCAGGACAUGCAUCGAGGCCACAGCAGCGGUUGCCCUGAUGGUAUUUCCAAUCGUGGCACGGGACAUGUGCUUUCACUUUUCCGGAUCUAUGGGUAUCCUCAUGGUACUUCGGCUUGUCUUUCAGAUAGCCGGUUGCAGUUUCGGCCGUUUCCUGUCUGUCUCCUGGUAUUGGCGACUCAUGGCAGAAGUUGGCGGUUGCAUUACUUCGAUAAUUGGCAUAACCGCCCUCAAUAACUUUCAUAUCCCCAUACAAGUCUGCUGGGCUCAUCUGCUUCUGGCUUUCGGAAGCGGCCAAAGUGGCGCAGGCAGGCUCGCGACUUGGCCGGGUGUUGCUGGAAACCUCCUCGGAGCCGGUCUCUUAGUUUUCCCAACAUCGGAAGAUGGUCACUACUUUCAGGAAGUCAUUAGACGAGCAUCCAUGUUGAUCUGCUUGGGCACCUCAGCCAUGGUGUGCGCACUGAUCAUGUGGUCGUCGUGUUGGUCAAGAUGGAGGUGUCCCUUUGGCUUCGGUUGCAAGUAGUUGACCAAUGGCGAAACAAUGCUGUGUUUAGGAGUAUCGUACUCUGUUGGAUACAAAUCUCAAUAGUUCGAUCUUCACCGUACUAUGUACUGGUUUGCUGAGUGCAGAGUAAAAAACACGUC
Ornithodoros turicata is the source of this 1325-nucleotide messenger RNA. RefSeq lists its product as uncharacterized. The record is from RefSeq and is a predicted model, not a curated record. Lineage: Eukaryota; Metazoa; Arthropoda; Arachnida; Ixodida; Argasidae. The transcript is spliced from 4 exons. The coding region runs from base 31 to 1203 and encodes 390 amino acids.